This is a messenger RNA of Cydia pomonella (codling moth), 674 nucleotides long. Its product is annotated as histone H2A-beta, sperm-like. NCBI's taxonomy places the organism in Eukaryota, Metazoa, Arthropoda, Insecta, Lepidoptera, Tortricidae. The coding region runs from base 38 to 406 and encodes 122 amino acids. The record is from RefSeq and is a predicted model, not a curated record. Gene Ontology annotation, molecular function: structural constituent of chromatin; DNA binding; protein heterodimerization activity. Gene Ontology annotation, cellular component: nucleosome. The transcript has a single exon.
AGCUGGCGAGUCCGUUUCUACGUUCAGUCAUCCCACCAUGGACUCAAAGAAGAAAAACAAGACUCGCUCUUCGAAGGCUGGGAUCAUUUUUCCGGUAGGCCGCAUACAUCGACUAUUGAAAAACGGGAACUAUGCGAGAAAAGUCGGUGUUGGCUCCGCUGUAUAUCUCGCAGGAGUUGCAGAGUAUCUAGCAGCAGAGAUACUGGAGUUAGCAGCGCAAGCGGCCCAAGAUAAUAGUAGAAGUCGUAUAGCGCCUCGCCAUAUCCUGCUAGCAGUGAAGAACGACGAUGAGCUGCGAAAACUCUUGGCUGGAGUCAUCAUCUCCGAAGGCGGUGUGCGGCCUGCCAUCUGCGUGGAGCUGCUGCCGAAGAAAACCACCAAACCGGCUCAAUCGCAAGAUGAUUGAAGACAACUUGACUGAUUGUGUAAUCUAGUUCGACAAGUUUCUAGCGAAACGAAGACACCGGCACUUUGCGCCGCGAGAGAGAAUAUUAAUUUAACAUUUUGAGAAGCGUUUAAAUGUGGAGAGAAAUCGAGUAAAGAAAGGUGUAAGAAGCGUUAAAGUAUGAGGAGAAAUCAGUGAAGAAUAAUAUAUGAAUAGUUUUAACUAAUAAUCAACUUAAUAUAAUUUUGCCUGCUAAUGUAUAAAAUACAAUGUCCUUUUCAGGACAGAA